Messenger RNA from Asterias rubens (European starfish), 3866 nucleotides. RefSeq lists its product as uncharacterized. The transcript has 5 exons. The record is from RefSeq and is a predicted model, not a curated record. The coding region runs from base 1 to 669 and encodes 222 amino acids. Lineage: Eukaryota; Metazoa; Echinodermata; Asteroidea; Forcipulatida; Asteriidae.
AUGGUGUCGACAGAAAACAGAGGGAUUGAUCUGCCAGCUCGGUUCACGUCCAUUACAUACGGGCUGUGGAUGAACAAACUUGCCAUGUCCACGCUGCCGACAUCCAUCGACGCCUUGGACCAGCUCGGGCGACGGACCUGCCCCGGGCCGUUUCCGACGGGACUCUACGCCACAUCGGCCACUGAGAACACAGCCCUGGCGCAUGCGCACUCGGUAUCUCUGGCGGACUUCACGAGGCAAAGCAUGCAGGGAAGUUGUGGGUUAAAGGAUGUCAUGUCAGCCACCUCAUCCGGUAACCUUCACCAGCAUCGAUUAGAUGGCAAGCGAAUGUCCCUGCAAGAUGGCACUACAGCAUCAGUCAGUAACUUCAUGGUCGCAUCGCCCCCAUCGUUAACGGCCUACCCGCACCACGCGGCGUCAGCCUACGUACCGGCCUACGGCACUACGGCCAUGCCGAGCGGUCUAUCCCAUCCGAUCUGGCCGCCAAACGGAGCCAUGAACUGCGCUGGGGAUGCUGCCACGGGACUGGAGAGCAGCAAUGUGCUACGGCCAUCACCGCUGGCUUACAAGUCCGUCUUGUCGGGUACUUCAUGCAAUUCCAGUACUGUUUCUGAUUCGGUGAAACAUCCAAGCUCUCCAGUUGGAGCGAUGAGGAUUGUACAAACAUGAACUAUGUAAUGACCGGGGGUGCAACUCACAAGAAAACUCGAGUAUUAGCGACGGUUAUUUAAUGUAAUACAGAGUGGGUAUGUUUACCUACCGAGACAGACGCUUUGGAGUUGACGCACGGCAGACCGAGUUAGCGCCCUCUAGUGGUGCAUGUGAAUCUUUCCGCGUAGGCAUCCAGCACAGCGCCACAGUGGAUGGAAUGACAACUGGAAACCACAUGAAAAAGAAUGGCAGACAUUAACUGAAAGAAACACCACUGGAAAAGGAACAGCAAACAUUACUUGACCUCAAUAUGUAUUACAGCUUCUCACGAUGUGCUCAUCUUGUGACGUCAUGUUAAAAAUACAAACUGAAAACCAGAGAUGGUUGUUGUACAAAAUUAUUGCCAUUUUAACUGGAUUUUUUUUCUCUCGAAUAUUUUGGUGAUUGUUGUCAAGUAGGACAUGUAAACAGACUGCACGGUUAGAGGAAAAAAGUAAAUGUGUAAAUGCAGUCUACAGUGAAUGUAAAAAAAACUAUGAGCUUUGUUGUGGCGGUCCAUCAACAGAAAUGUAUUCUUACUUGACAACAGUUUUAAUUCUCGUCACUGCAUUAUUGAACCUUAACUGAUUUGUGCUAUCGACCCAAACCACCUUCCAUCAGGGGCGUGUUGCCACCUACUCCUGGGGCUUAAACAGGGAUAUCCACUCACAGUCCGUAAGAACGUAGGCACCCACUAGGAGCCUGACUGGUAGAGCAGAAUGCAAUACAUUCCUAACUUGUGGCUAGCUCAAGGCCAAAAGUGACAUGACCGGGAUUCGAACCCACACUCUGCUGCUGACAGCACAAAAACAAGAGCUAAGAUAUUUAUCAUCCCUUUCACAUAUUUACCCCCAAAAACUAAAUAGUAACGUAUGUUUUUGUAGUCAUAUAAUAAAGGGGUCGUUCUCACGAAACCAACACAAAAAGUUGUGUGAUGCGUUUUUAAGUAGACGCAUGUAACUAUUUUCUUGAAUAUUAACUGAGUCAAGGGUUAAAUUGAAAUUUGACUUGAUCGGUGUUAAAAGCUUUAUUUUAUUUUAUUAUAAACAAAGAUUGUGUCCGGAAUUCAUCAAUCGUUUCUGCCAUAAAGACCCGUUGGGCAAAUCCGAUGGACAGAUUAUCUUCAGAAAUGUAACAUUAAUUUUUUGCUAGUUUGUCAAAACUUUAAAUGUUUUCUCGUUGUUCUUGUUGUUUUUUAAAUCGAAUCUAAAUUAGUCGAAUACCCGAAUCAUACCCGUAUAUCAAUAUCAGUCAAUAUGCAAUAUCUGAAAGAAUUACGAAUAGUAUUGAAAUAAGGGGUGAUUAUUAAUUAUUGUUAAAUUUUCUUUUAGGAAUGACAUUUCAGAAAAUACUUGAAAGAAUCAAAAUCGACGGCAUGCAUGGCGCCCUCUCUUGAGGAAUAUGUAAAUAACUGUGUUGAAUAUUCAUGAGUAUAAAAAGUUACGUUUCAACCAAUGCGAAACCACGGCGAUAUUCAGUAUUCAACCUAAAGAAUGUAUAACUUAUGCUAAUUGAAAUAACAUAAUGUAUAGUAAUUAACGAACGAGACAAAGGGAUGGUUUCCUUUUUGAAACUUUAUGUUGUUGGAUCAGCUAUUUUUUUCUUCGAAACCAGAUUUGGAAACAGGCAUUUCUCAAUUAAGAUUGACAAGAGAUGACACGCAGGGUCAAAAUGGUUUACUGCCGACGAAGGAGAAGAAGAUUUUCUCUGCUUAGCAAAGAUGAGCACAUAACUUAUUUCACACUGUUUCUCAUGACUGCCAAACUGCUAAGCAAGUUUGUGUCCUUGCUUGGAGGUUGUUUUGCUCAGCCAUAAACGUGUUAUGCAAACGUGUAUCAGGAGAAUAUAGUGGGGAAAAACCUUGUACAAUUUUCAGCAUGUGAGCACAUUAUCCUAAACGUUUGGAUGGGAGAACGGAAACAAACUGCUUCGAAUUGUAUAGGUUUUCAGAUAAUACAGCUUUCUCGAAUAUGACUUCAUUUCAGAGGAAAAUAUUUCACAGGAAAAUGUUCUAGUUUGAACUUCAUUACCAGUAAGCUUUUAGAUUAAAACUAGACAUUGAUGGUUUUGUAUACUUCCCAAUCCUGUUUACUUAAAAAAAUAUAUAUAUAGAUCAAAGUAAUAAACCAUACCCAGUUUUCCACUCAGUAAUGUGUUAUCUUUUUCUCUGGAAAACCAGCCUUUUUUGUUUUAAUGAAGGGAUUAAGUAUUCAGUUAAAUUCUACAAUUUGUAUAUUUGGGUGAUUGAAUCAAAGAAGUGAUUGAACUGAAAUAUCUUUGUUUAUUUCUUCGCGAUGUGAUGAUAGAUUUGCGUUUACAUUGUCCUCUGUGUUUAGAACUUCUACGGUUAUUGUUGAAUGGUAGUCGACUUAAUAAUUGCAAGAAAGAGUAAUAAUUAUAAAAACAGCUUUUUUAAAGGACAAUGUUUUUUCCAUUGAAUUUGUAUAUUGUAAAACGGAAAUUUGAAUUUCGGGGUAUUUCAUUGUUUCUCUAUAGAUUAAUCCGUUUUACUUAGAGUGUAACUAAACAAGUUUCCAUCAGCAAAAACAGGUAAAUAUCAUUUAGAAAACAUCAAAAAUAUUAAUGUUUUGAAUGUACACGUAGAUAUAAACCAUCAAAUUGGUUUGAAACAUUGAUUUUUAAAUUUAAUUUGUUUUCGACAAUCAACUGCAGUUUGGUGUGACAACCUCAAUAAAUAUCGGAUCGUACACCGACACAUCAUUGUACAUGUCGUACACCAGACCCAAGUUGGGAUGCCGGUUAUUAAGUAAUGUAUAGUCUCUGACGGGAGGUACACAUAAGGGAAUAAAAGGGUAGCGACAAGACCGGUCAGGUCGUGUGGUAAAGGCCCUGAUUAAAAAGCGUAAUAAAGUAGGAAACUCCGUUAAAACGUAUAUGUUUUCCGACUUCUGAGCUCUGAACGUGGGGAGGGUACUCAAAUCCUCACAAAAACUUGUCAGUGAGAUGUCACUUCAUUUUGUUGAGACAGUUUUCGGAUAUGCAUUCGUGCGCGUCGUAGCGCAUCCUUGUACCCAUGGGCUAAUGGCGCUGCGAGAUCAAUAACCCCGGGAGAAAGGGUGUGGGCUAACCUGCACAAAUGCUAUCCGAAAACAGCCGGGUAUAAACAGCUCCAGCUGUCAUUAUCAACCGUUUAAACAUCCACCCCCCCCCCCCAU